Trematomus bernacchii (emerald rockcod) is the source of this 1480-nucleotide messenger RNA. RefSeq names its product tektin-4-like. NCBI's taxonomy places the organism in Eukaryota, Metazoa, Chordata, Actinopteri, Perciformes, Nototheniidae. Gene Ontology annotation, biological process: cilium movement involved in cell motility; cilium assembly. Gene Ontology annotation, cellular component: microtubule cytoskeleton; nucleus; sperm flagellum. The transcript has 7 exons. Bases 71 to 1405 code for a protein of 444 amino acids. The record is from RefSeq and is a predicted model, not a curated record.
AUAACAACAUCGGCUUAAUUCACCUGAUCUGUUCACGUAUUUUUUGUAGCUGUAAUUUAAUUGGCAAAAAAUGAGCUCCGAGGUCUUAGUGUCAAGGCCCCACUAUGACAGCAGAGCUGUGGCCCAGGGGGUCCAGGAGAGAGACCUCUCUGUAAAGCCGGAUGUCCCGCAGCCGUCCUCGGGCUCAGCCACAGCCGGUUACCGCUCCGCUAAAUACGGCCCUGCUGAAUGGUUCUCCAACUACCACAGCAUCCUCCAGCAGGCCGGCACCGAGAGCCACGCAGCCCGGAGCAUCCAAAGAGAGUCCAAAGCUCUGCACCAGGACACCGAGGCAGGCACUUUCAAGACCCAGGGUGAGGGGACGCGUCUCCUGGGGGAGAGACUGCAUGAGAUCCACAGCUGGAAGUCUGAGCUGCAGCGGCACAUCGAGCAGCUGCAGGCCGACACAGAGUCACUGCUGGCGCUGAAGACGAGGCUGGAGAAGGCGCUGGACGCCUCCGAGACUCCGUAUGCCAUCUCCACCGAUAAUCUGAGCUGCAGGGCCCGGAGACUGGGACCAGACCUGGUGCGAGACUCCGUGGAAGAGGAGCUGGUGAAGGAAGUGGACUUGAUCAGAAGUGUCCAGGCUCUUCUGAAGAGAACUACAGCUCAAGUUGUCAGUCAGAUCAAGAUGAACCGAGAGGCAAAGCAGACGUUGGAGAUGGAUUGGUCUGACAAGUACCAGGCAUACAACUUUGAUGACCACAGUGGAAGACACAGUAACAUGAGCCCAGACACACGGCACCACCCAAGCUCAGCCACCUUCCAGGACCAGGUGUGUAACUGCACAUCGUGGACAAAGUUUACACAGGACAACCUGAACAAGGCCCAGCAGGAAGAACAAACCACCCACAGUCUCAGGCUGCUGGUGGAGCAGGUGCUGCAGGACACCACUGAAGAUCUGGAAUUCCAGUGCUCCAGUGUGGACCGAGCCUUCAGCCGGCGCAUUCAGGAGCUGAUAGAGGCCAAGACCCAGAUGGAGACCAAGCUGGCACAGGUCCUGGAGCAGAUUGGGGCCCAGGAGAGGAACAUUGUGUUGCUGCAGCAAGCCAUCCACAACAAAGAGGCUCCACUGAGAGUAGCCCAGUCCAGACUUUACCUCCGCUCCCUCAGACCCAACAUGGAGCUCUGUAGAGAUCAGCCCCAGUUCAGUUUGGAAGGGGAGGUGAGGCAGAUUGAUGCCACUGUGGCGUCCCUGCAGCAGCAGCUGAGUGAGGCCAGACGCUCCCUGUCCCACCUGGAAGAGUCACGCAUCACCCUCGAGAAGGACAUUAACUGCAAAACCCACUCACUGUUCAUCGAGAGAGACAAGUGCAUGACCCACCGAAAACGAUACCCCGCGGCCUCCAAACUGUUAGGAUACUGAAAGCAAUGACUCGGGAGUGUUUUUGUGAAAUGUAGUAAUUUUGUUGUUUUUCAAAUGUUACCAUCCUGGAUUGUA